AUGUUUUGGUGGAUCUGCUGGCUGUUGAUACUGCGUUUGAAAUGUGUAGUUCAAGCUCAAGAUGAAAACCGGGUGUUUUUCCUGCCGGGAGCGUUCCAGAACGUCAGUGUAUCGGGGAAUGAGACGGUGCAGGCUGUCACCACCGGGAUCCCCUCAGAGGUCGCGUUCGUCACGGUGCAGUUGCACACCCAGCGUCACAACGUGACGCUUUCCUACAGCACCACACCAGUAUUUGGUCUCUCUUCAACGGCAGUGGACACAGGCAUCCUGUUACCUCUUCUGCCGGGUCAAACGUCCUUUACUUUGUUUCUGUUCUCCGCUGAUGGGAGCACAGUCACAAGUACGGGGGUUAUUCUCCCAUUCUCCAACACAGAUCCUGUGCCAGGCGGGUGUAACAUUGAGUUCAAUUUAAACAUCGACCCCAACAUCUACCUGCGCUACAACCUCUUUGAAACCACGAUCCAGUUUGCGCCGGCUAACCUGGGGUAUGAAAGGGGCGACUCUCCUCCAUCCUGCGACACGACUACAGGAACAAACACAAGGUGGCGACUACAGUACGACAUCUACCGGUACUUCUUGCCUGAGAACGACUUGUCGGAGCGCAGCCUGUUUCGCGGCGUCCAGACGGUGGCGGAUGUUGAUGGCAUGGUGGAGAACGGCAAACUGAUUAUGACGCUAUCAUCAGCAGAAAGGAGCACUUUGGUUUUUACGUCCAUCCCUGGUCAAGGCGUCAUUUACUCAGUUAUUGUGAGGGAUCCAAUUCUUAACACGUCGGCCUCUUAUGUGCCGGUCCACACGUAUGCGUGUAGCUUUGCUUCGAAGCUGGAUGGAUGUCAAACGCUGGGGAAGAUUACAACAAAAGUAUUCUUUACAAUAGCUGGCUUGGCAGGCCUGUUUGUCUGCUUCUUUGGGCACCGAUUCUUUAAAUCAGAGUUGUUUUGCAUGGGCUUCAGCUUUUCCGCCUUCUUCUUUUUCGUGCUCAUCACCAGAACCACGGCGCUGGAUUACGACAUCCGUUUGGCCGUGUCGGCAGUCAUCGGCGUGGUAGGCGGAGUCCUCCUGGUGAUGAGUUGGUGGCGUUUCGGCUCGGUCAUUGCGUGCGUGGUGGUCAUCGGCCUGAUGUUGGGCUUCCUCGUUGCAUCCACCGUCCUCUUCACUCCCCUCGGUGAUCUUGAUGUGUUUAGGCGCUCGGAUGCUGUUUUCUGGGUGACGUUCUGCAGCAUCAUGAUCAUCGUUCCGCUUUUUUUCAUGCGUUGGCCCAGAGAGGGUAACAUCACCACAUGCGGCGUCAUCGGCGCGUACGCCGUCAUCCUAGCGGUGAACGCCUACAUCUACACCAGCCUUUCCUACAUCACCCUUAACAUCCUCAAGCGCUUCCUUAACAACAAUUUCAACGCCAUGUUCACUGACGUGCCCUUCCAAACAAUCGACUACAUCAUGAUGACACUUUGGGUGGUGUUGGCCGUCGCGGGGAUCGUCUUGCAGCUGUACCGGGAGCGCACGAGGCCUUUUUUCCCACCUAGCCCGUACCUCAUGUGGCUGCAGGAGCGAGAACGGCGCAAAACUAACGUGCUCGACCCGAGCCACCACUUCCCACCGCUGCCCAACCGCCUCCUGGCCCGAGCACGGCAGCUCACCAAGCGGAUGGAACCGGCUGGCGAGCACACGCCGCUGCUGCUCUAG
This is a messenger RNA of Nerophis lumbriciformis (worm pipefish), 1683 nucleotides long. Lineage: Eukaryota; Metazoa; Chordata; Actinopteri; Syngnathiformes; Syngnathidae. The record is from RefSeq and is a predicted model, not a curated record.